UUGGCGCCUUUUUCUGUUUGCAACAAGCAAUUUUCCGCCUCUUGUGAAAUAUAAGCAAUCAACAUGUUGAAAAAUAAAUCUAUGAAAACAUCAAAGUUAUAUGUUAUCAAAAGAGAUGGCAGGCGGGAGGAAGUACAUUUUGAUAAAAUAACCUCAAGAAUCCAAAAGCUUUGCUACAACUUGAACAUGGAUUUCGUUGAUCCUGUUUCUAUUACCUUGCAAGUUAUUAAUGGUUUAUAUUGCGGUGUGACUACGCAAGAAUUGGACAACUUGGCUGCUGAAAUCGCGGCCGGAUUAACAUGCAAUCACGCCGAUUAUGCCAUUUUAGCUGCACGGAUUGCAGUUUCUAAUUUGCACAAGGAAACUAAGAAAGUUUUUUCCGAUGUAUUUGAGGAUCUGUACAACCAUGUAAACAAAGAAACGAAUCAAAAAGUGCCCUUGGUAUCAGAAUUCCAUUACAAUGUGGUAAAAAAGAAUGCCACUCGCCUAAACUCCUCUAUAAUCUAUGAUCGCGACUUUGGAUAUAACUAUUUUGGUUUUAAGACCCUCGAACGAUCAUAUUUGCUUAAGAGGAACGGAAAGAUCGCUGAGCGCCCACAACAUAUGUUGAUGCGCGUGGCAAUUGGAAUCCACGGAGAGGAUAUCGAUGCUGCUGUGGAAACCUACAAUCUUUUGUCCGAGCGAUUCUUUACUCAUGCCUCGCCAACUCUUUUUGCCGCUGCCACAAAUCGCCCACAGUUGUCUUCGUGUUUCCUCUUGACCAUGACGGCCGACUCGAUCGAGGGCAUUUUCAAAUCCGUGGAGCAGUGCGCCAUGAUUUCAAAAUCGGCAGGUGGUAUUGGACUGAAUGUGCAUUGCAUUCGGGCAAAGGGCACCUCGAUUUGCGGCACCAAUGGCACCUCCAAUGGUCUGGUUCCCAUGCUGAGGGUCUUUAACAACGUUGCACGGUAUGUGGAUCAGGGAGGCGGCAAGCGUCCUGGCGCCUUUGCUAUUUACCUGGAGCCAUGGCAUUCGGAUGUCUUCGAGUUCCUCGAGCUCAAGAAAAACACCGGAAAGGAAGAGAAUCGUGCACGCGACUUAUUCUACGCCUUGUGGAUACCCGAUCUCUUCAUGAAACGUGUAGAGGCCAACGAGGAUUGGUCCCUCAUGUGUCCUCAUAAAUGCCCCGGCCUUCACGAUGUUUGGGGCGACGAAUUUGAAAAGCUGUACUUGAAGUACGAGCAAGAGGGUCGUGCCAACCGAGUAGUUAAGGCUCAGUCCUUGUGGUUCGCGAUUAUUGAGGCGCAGGUGGAAACGGGAAAUCCUUAUAUGCUCUUUAAAGAUGCCUGCAACCGGAAGAGCAACCAGCAGAAUGUUGGCACUAUCAAGUGCAGCAACCUUUGCACAGAAAUCGUAGAGUACUCUGCGCCAGAUGAGAUUGCAGUAUGCAACUUGGCAUCCAUCGCCCUUAACAUGUUCGUCACACCCGAGAAGACGUACGAUUUCAAGAAACUAAAAGAAGUUACCAAGACGGUCACCAAAAAUCUUAACAAGAUAAUCGAUAUAAACUAUUAUCCCCUGCCGGAGGCAAAGAAAUCCAAUUUGAGACAUCGCCCCGUGGGCAUCGGAGUUCAGGGUUUCGCUGACGCCUUGAUUCUCAUGCGAUUCCCCUAUGAAAGUGAAGAAGCUGGUCUUUUGAAUCAGCAGAUAUUUGAAACUAUUUACUACGGCGCUUUGGAGGCCAGUUGUGAGCUGGCUGAGAUUGAUGGUCCAUACGAAACCUAUGAAGGGAGCCCCGUAAGUAAGGGUAUUCUGCAGUACGACAUGUGGGACAAAACGCCAACGAACCUGUGGGACUGGCAGAAACUGAAGGAGUCGAUCAAGAAGCACGGUGUCAGGAACUCCCUGCUUGUGGCUCCUAUGCCCACUGCAUCUACUGCCCAGAUUAUGGGCAACAACGAAUCUUUCGAGCCGUAUACGACUAAUAUUUACACUAGACGAGUUCUGUCCGGCGAAUUUCAAGUGGUCAACCAUCACUUGUUGAGGGACCUGACUGAAUUGGACUUGUGGGACGAUGAUAUGAAGAACCAAAUAAUUUCCAGCAGGGGCUCCAUUCAAAACAUCGAAGCCAUCCCGCAGAAGGUCCGAGAUCUUUACAAAACCGUGUGGGAAAUCUCUGUGAAGUCUACUAUUAAAAUGGCCGCUGAUCGAGGUGCUUUCAUCGAUCAAAGCCAGUCCUUCAACAUUCAUGUGGCAGAGCCAAACUACGGAAAGCUUACGUCCAUACACUUUUACUCCUGGAAAGCUGGGCUUAAAACCGGAAUGUACUAUCUGCGCACAAAGCCGGCAGCAAACGCCAUUCAGUUCACCGUGGACAAGAAACAGGGGGCAGUGAAGAUGAAUGGUCACAAUGGAGCCGCUGAGGAAAGUCCCCAAAAAUACGAAUCGGACAGAGAGCAAAAAAUGGCCGAUAUGGUUUGUUCGUUAGAAAAUAAGGAUGCCUGCAUUUCCUGCGGCUCGUAAAAGCAUGCACAUAAGUUAACAUUUAUUUAAUUGUAUUAUGUAAUCACAACUUUGAAAUAAACAUAAAUUAUGGAUCUGAA
Messenger RNA from Drosophila ficusphila, 2582 nucleotides. It is a transcript of the gene RnrL, whose product is annotated as ribonucleoside-diphosphate reductase large subunit. The transcript has 4 exons. Gene Ontology annotation, biological process: deoxyribonucleotide biosynthetic process; DNA replication. The record is from RefSeq and is a predicted model, not a curated record. Bases 64 to 2502 code for a protein of 812 amino acids. Gene Ontology annotation, molecular function: ATP binding; ribonucleoside-diphosphate reductase activity, thioredoxin disulfide as acceptor. NCBI's taxonomy places the organism in Eukaryota, Metazoa, Arthropoda, Insecta, Diptera, Drosophilidae. Gene Ontology annotation, cellular component: ribonucleoside-diphosphate reductase complex.